AUGGCCUCAGGAAAGACCCCCACCCUAGACCUGCUGAAGGCUGAGGAGCAGCAGACUGUGAGCGCUGUCAAUCGAGUCACCAGCCUGCCCUUGCUCAAUUCUGCCUUCAACCUGGUCUCCUCUGCCUACAACAACACCAAGGAGUCCCACCCCUGCCUCAGUGGUGUCUGCAGCGUGGCUGAGACCGUGGCUGCUGUGGCUGUGGGCAGCGUGGUCGGAGGGGCACAGCCCAUCCUGAGCCAGCUCGAGCCACAGAUUGCUCUUGUGAAUGAAUAUGCCUGUAAAGGUCUGGAUCAGCUGGAGCAGAACUUGCCCUUCCUGCAGCAGCCAGCAGACAAGGUAAUCUCAGACACCAAGCAGCUGGUGUCCACCAAAGUGACAUCUGCCAUGGAUGCUGCCUGUGAGGCCAAGGAAGCGGUGGCUGAUAAAGUCACUGAAGCUGUGGACCUCACUAAAACUGUUGUUGGGGACAGUGUCAAGCUGACCAGGUCUGUGGUCACCUCCACUGUCAGCAGUGCUGUGGAGGCUGCCCAGGGUGCCAAGGAGCUGGUGACCAGCAAGGUGACAGAGGCUGUGGAUGUCACCAAGCACAUGGUGGAGGACAGCGUUGACAGGACCAAGUCUGCUGUUGCCUCUACGAUUGUCAAUGCUGUGGAGGCUGCUCAGGGUGCCAAGGAGCUGGUGACCAACAAGGUGACAGAGGCUGUGGACCUCAGUAAGCACCUUGUGGAGGACAGCGUUGACAGGACCAAGUCUGUUGUGACUUCCACCAUCACUGCAGCUGUAGGGGCUGCCCAGGGAGCCAAGGACCUGGUGGCCAACAAGGUGACAGAUGCUAUGGACAAGGUCACCAAAGCUGUGGAUGUCACCAAGCACAUGGUGGAGGACAGUGUUGACCUGACCAAGUCUGCAGUUGCUUCCACAAUUGUCAGUGCUGUGGAGGCUGCUCAAGGGGCCAAGGAGCUGGUGACAGACAAGGUGACCAAGGCAGUGGACCUCAGUAAACACAUUGUAGAAGACAGUGUUGAUCUGACCAAGUCUGCAGUUGCCUCUACAAUCGUCAAUGCUGUGGAGGCUGCCCAGGGUGCCAAGGAGCUGGUGACCAACAAGGUGACAGAGGCCGUGGAUGUCACCAAGCACACGGUGGAGGACAGCAUUGACAGGACCAAGUCUGCUGUUGCUUCCACCAUCACUGCAGCUGUGGGGGCUGCCCAGGGGGCCAAGGACCUGGUGGCCAACAAGGUGACCGAAGCAGUGGACCUGACCAAAGGGGCUGUUCAAGACAGCGUUGAGAAGACCAAAUCUGUGGUCACCUCUACGGUCAGUACAGCAGUGAGCCAGGCAGUGGCUGGAGGUGUGGAAUCUGUCCUGGGAAUGUCAGAAGAUCUGGUGGAUCAUUACCUCCCGAUGACCGAGGAGGAGCUAGGUAAACUGGCCACCACGGUGCAGGGGUUUGGCGUGGCCUCCGUGGAGGAGCAGAAGAGGCAGCAGAGUUACUUUGUGCGCCUGGGCUCGCUGUCGGGCAGGGUUCGGCACCGAGCCUACCAGCACUCCCUGGCCAAGCUGCAGGGCUUCAGGCACCGCACCCAGGACACCCUGUCACGGCUGCAGCUGGCACUAAAACUGAUUGAAUCUGUGAAACAGGAGGUUGGCCAGAAGCUGCGGGAGGGGCAGGAGAAGCUCCAUCAGCUCUGGGUGGACUGGAGCCUGACGCAGCCCAAAGGAAACCAAGUCAGGACUGCGAGCCAGCCAGAGCAGGUGGAGCCGCGCACUCUCGCCAUGCUGAGGAUCAUCACCCAGCAGCUCCAGCCCGCCUACCACAGCCUCAGGCUCAGCAUCCACGGCCUCCCCAGCAGCAUCCAGGAAGCUGUGUCCCGGGCUGCUCGACACAUCCACAAGCUCCACAGCUCUUUUUCCAGGGCCGUGUCCUUCCAGGACCUCUCCAGAACCACCCUGGCCCGCAGCCAGGACCGUGUGGCAGAGGCCUGGAGGUCCCUCGAUGUCCUCUUUGAGUAUGUCACUCACAACACCCCUCUGAACUGGAUUGUGGGGCCCUUCAGGGCCAUGGCUAAGGUGGCACAGGACAGCAGAAAGCACAAGAAGAGAGAGAUGAGGAGCGAUAGAAAAUUACCCAAGUUGGAAAAGGCUCCACUAUCACAGGAGGUGACAAAGACACCUGAAGAGCCAAAGGGAACCAACAGGCUCUCAGAAAAAUGGUGUGAAGUGCUAGAGAAGCUGGAGGAGAAGGCAGGGAAGGACACAGAGGUGGCCCUGGCUGCAAAGGAGAUAAAAACCAGUGCAGCAGAGGAAGAUCUCUAAUAAAUCCCAGCUCUUCUGGCCAAGGCUACUUGGCUAGAACAGCACUGGAUCUUCUAAUUGUGUGCCCACUUGUGCCACGAGUGCCUCUGCUCUCUGAAUUUAGAGUCCGAUGUAGUUGUAAGGAGAUUUGAUAACCAAGGUGGGGAGAUUCUGAAUCUUGAUUUACUGUUUUUAAAUGCAACUGCUGUGCUGAAAGGGGAGAUGGGACCUGCACUGCAGCUUUUGAACUCAGCUCAGCUGUAGGUGUGAGUAGCUAAAUCUUGCUGAGACAAGUUGUGGGAGAGAAGUGAUCUCAACUUGUUUUUAAUGCUGGAUUUGUUUUUAAUUUACCCAAGCUGUCAAACUCUUGAGAAGAUGCUAUGCUUGACCUUUGAUACCGUCUCCCACCUCCUCCACAUUUAAAAAUACAAGUUCCA
Messenger RNA from Vidua macroura (Pin-tailed whydah), 2735 nucleotides. RefSeq names its product perilipin-3-like. Gene Ontology annotation, biological process: positive regulation of triglyceride storage; lipid storage. Gene Ontology annotation, cellular component: cytosol; lipid droplet. Lineage: Eukaryota; Metazoa; Chordata; Aves; Passeriformes; Viduidae. Bases 1 to 2319 code for a protein of 772 amino acids. The transcript is spliced from 8 exons. The record is from RefSeq and is a predicted model, not a curated record.